AUGUUGAAAUUAUACAAUUUAAAAAUACAAUUAAGACCAGGUUUGAUCAUUUCCGUAAACAAUAUCAAACUAAGGAUGUCACACCAUAUAUAUAUAUAUGCCCUUCAUGCCCACGUUCCUGAAAUUCUUAAAUUAUACAAAAAGAUUGCUUAUUAUACCCAGCAAGGAAUGGAAAAGUACAAUGACAGGGCAUCCAAGAACUAUUUUCGAUCAAAAAACCACAGACGAGUUACCGCCCUUACACAAGUAUUUCUCAAGAAACAGAGGAUUCAGUAUCUAGAGGCAGCUGGAUACAUGAGAGGAAAAAACUAG
This is a messenger RNA of Porites evermanni, 312 nucleotides long. Lineage: Eukaryota; Metazoa; Cnidaria; Anthozoa; Scleractinia; Poritidae. The record is from the annotation of a GenBank genome assembly.